Molecule: messenger RNA, 703 nt
Organism: Juglans regia (Persian walnut)
Lineage: Eukaryota; Viridiplantae; Streptophyta; Magnoliopsida; Fagales; Juglandaceae
Product: pathogenesis-related protein PRB1-3-like
Exons: 1
Coding region: 44-544 (166 amino acids)
Cellular component (GO): extracellular region
Source: RefSeq, a predicted model, not a curated record
AAACCAGUGACAUGGUUUGCAGUGCAGACAAAAAAUUGCUACCAUGUCAAAGUACACCAUUAACUGCGUUUUCCUUUGUGUUCUGGGUAUAGCCCAGCUGCAGGCUCUUGUUUCCCACGCCCACCACAGCGCCGCAGCCUUCAUCGCCUUCCACAACAUGGCGCGCAUGGAAGUCGGGGUCGGUCCCUUGCAGUGGAACACAACCCUACAGGCAUACGCUAAGAAGUACGCUCGGCAUCAGAGAUCCAUGGGCUGCAAGAUGAUCCACUCCAAUGGCCCUUACGGAGAGAACCUUUUCUGGGGCUACGGCUUCGGCUUCAUGGAUGCGGUGGCUGCCGUGAAAGCGUGGGUUGACGAGAAGGCAUUUUACGAUUACGGGACCAAUGACUGCUUGAUGGGAAACCAAUGUCUGCAUUACACGCAGGUGGUGUGGAAGGAUACUACUCAGUUAGGCUGUGCUCGAUCCUUUUGUUCUAAUGGAGGAGUCUUCAUCACCUGUAAUUAUUAUCCUCCUGGGAAUUAUCUUGGAGAGAGGCCUUAUUGAUCAUUAUAAUUAAUGAAAUUAUGGCCUUAAUAUUAGAAAAAUUAAUUAUAUAUAUGUAUUAUCAAGCAUUCUGGUUUUGGGGAAUGGCUUAGAUUCGUCUAAUGUCACAUUGUUUCUUUGAAUCUAAUAUAAAUACUCAAGCGCGCUUUUUCGCGAAGA